Coniophora puteana RWD-64-598 SS2 is the source of this 1530-nucleotide messenger RNA. RefSeq names its product TAF-domain-containing protein. Bases 17 to 1459 code for a protein of 480 amino acids. The transcript has 3 exons. Lineage: Eukaryota; Fungi; Basidiomycota; Agaricomycetes; Boletales; Coniophoraceae. Gene Ontology annotation, biological process: RNA polymerase II preinitiation complex assembly; transcription initiation at RNA polymerase II promoter. Gene Ontology annotation, cellular component: transcription factor TFIID complex; SLIK (SAGA-like) complex; SAGA complex. Gene Ontology annotation, molecular function: transcription coactivator activity; protein heterodimerization activity; RNA polymerase II general transcription initiation factor activity. The record is from RefSeq and is a predicted model, not a curated record.
GGAAGCGCGCCCAACGAUGAGCAAGGCGAAAGGGAAGAGCGUCGGCGGCGCAGCGGGAGUCUACAGGCCAGAAGCAGUCCAAGAUGUUGCCGAGAGCGUCGGCAUCAGCUCGCUCAGCGACAGCGUCGCGUCGGCGCUCGCGAGCGACGUCGAAUACCGCAUCCAACAGGUCAUCGAGGAGGCCGCACGCUUCAUGCGGCAUGCACGGCGCACCACGCUCACGACGGCCGACAUGGACAAUGCGCUGCGCACGCUUAAUAUCGAGCCGCUCUAUGGCUUUGGAGGCGCGACCGUGCCUCCGCCGUUCCGCCGCGCCGCUCCCUUCCCGCACAUGCAGGGGCAGGGCCAUGGGCCCAUCUACUUCAUCGAGGACGACGAAGUCGACUUCGAUAGGGUGCUCAGGGAGGAGAAGAUUACGGUGCCACGGGGGGUGUCGUGGGCCGCGCAUUGGCUUGCGGUUGAGGGCGUGCAGCCGCUCAUUCCAGAGAACCCGCCCGCCGUGCCUCGCGACUCGGACCAGCCGCCUCAACAGGAUGGUGCGGCGAACACGGCAGCAUUGGCAGCGCAGAAGAAGCCGCAACAACAGCAGCAGCAACAGCAGCAGCUCGUCAAGCAGGUGUUGUCACGCGAGCUGCAACUCUACUAUGCUCGUCUUACGGCGUCGCUCCUGCCACCAACGGACAAUGCUAAGCGAACAGCAGCUUUGGCAAGUUUGCGAAGCGAUGCAGGUCUGCAGGCACUGCUACCUUACCUCGUCAAGUGGAUCGGAGAGGGUGUGGUCAAUGUCCUCAGGGAGGGUUCUGGGUCGGAGUCAGAUGGCCGGACACUGGAGGUUUUGCUGGAUGCUGUUAGCGCGAUCCUGGAGAACAACACUCUUUUCGUCGAGCCAUACCUUCACCAAAUCCUUCCACCGCUCCUUUCCACCCUCCUCCAUACCUCUCUUCCUCCAACACACGCCUCUCACCUCCGCGCAACUGCGUCCAGCACGCUUGCGCGUGUCCUCACUACCCACUCCACUACAUACCCUUCUCUAACCCCGCGAAUCACGAAGACGCUCCUCCUAGCACUCCUUGGGACAUCAACCAACUUCUCAAAUGGCCACCAAGGCGCAAGCUUUGGCACUCGCAUAGGUGCAAUCCGCGGCCUGGGCGCCAUUGGGAAGGAGGCCGUGCGCAAGGGCCUCGUCGAGGGUGGAGGCGCACGUGUGCUGGGCAAGGAGCUGGAGAACCGCAUGGACGACGGAGAUGAAAACACUGACGGUACCAAGGAUGCGCUCGUUGACGUCGUUAUGAAUGCGUUCAGGAUGUUGCAUGCUCCAUCCGACAUGCCCGAGGCUAUGGAUCCGUCCUCGCCAGAGGCAGCACGCCUCAUGGAGACCGUCGGAGAGUUCUUUGCGCAGAGGCUCGUCGGCGACUGUGCAUGGGCUAUGGGCAUCCUCGGAGAAACCCCUUCCUCAUGACGACUCGAUUCACUCCCGUUUAGACCGCUGGGACAUUGGGUGUAACGCAUGUGCCCCCUGCUUUGACUUGC